AUGAUGGUUCACGAUAAUCAUUUAUUUUCUCAACAAAGAGAGUUUUCGAUAUCUUUGAGGACCCGAACAUUAUCGAAUAAUGGUUACGGUAAUAAUCAUCAGAACACAAAAAAAGAAGAUUAUGAUCCACAAAAAAUCAGUAGAAAUGCUGUAGUGAAAGCUAUUGCAGGAAAUACAUUUAUUACAGCCAUUAAAUUUGCAGCAUAUAUCACAUCAGGCAGUGCCACUCUCUUGGCCGAGACAUGUCAUUCAUUAAUAGACAGUCUCAACCAAGGAUUGUUAUAUUUAGGAAUUAAGCAAUCGGCCAAAACUCCAGAUCAAAAGUAUCAGUAUGGAUAUGGUCGCGCUCGUUACUUUUAUUCUCUGGUGUCAGCUUUGGGAAUAUGGUGGAUUGGCUCAUUUUCUGUCAUGUAUAACGGUAUUCAAACACUAAUUCAUCCACCCUCUCAUCACACACACCCGAAAAUUACUGAUAUUGCCACAGGAACAGAACACCACAAUGUCCUUGUUCCUACCAGUGACAUGAUUGAGAAAGAUUCUUGGAGUUACAUGUUUUUGAACUCAUUUUUACCAGACCAAAUGGUCACGACCAUGAUGUGUCACUAUGGCCUAGUCACACCGAUUGUACUUUUGAUUUCAUUUGUCAUUGAUGGAGGUGUUUUAUUGAGUGUCAUUAAGGAUUUGAGAGAAGAAAAACCAAAAGGCAUGGGAAUUUUUCAAUACAUGAAAUCUAUUCAAGAUCCUAUGGUUUUGGCUGUAUUAUUAGAAGAUUUGGCUGCAUGUCUUGGCGUUGUGAUUGCCUUUGCAGGAAUUGGCAUGUCUGUUUAUACAGAUAAUUUAAUCUAUGACAGUGUUGCGUCGUUGGCCAUUGGAGGCUUAUUAGGACUUGUAUCACUUUCACUCAUUCAGCUUAAUAGAAACUAUCUUAUUGGACGAAGUAUUGACAGCAAAAUGGAGGCAAAAAUUAGAGACAUUCUAAUGAAGAGAGAAUCGAUUGAGGCUGUUUAUGCUAUUCAAUCACAAUGGUUGAGUCCAACAAGUUUCAGCGUGACUAUUGAGGUUGAUUUUAAUGGUUAUUAUUUUUGUAAAGUGCUCAAAGAGCUUGGCUAUGAAAAAGAAUUUAUCAAAAAGAGCAAAGAUGUGAAAGAAUUAAUGAAAUUGUUGAAUUGGUAUACUGAAGAUGUCACCAAAGCCAUGGAGAGAGAAAUUAUUGACAUUGAAGAUGACAUUCGAUCUCACAUUCCUGAAGCAACAUUUAUUGAACUGGAGCCAAGUUCGUCCAUGACUGGUUUUCGUAUUGUCGAAUAUAUGCUUAGCGACUCUCGAAAGUAA
Molecule: messenger RNA, 1332 nt
Organism: Naegleria fowleri
Lineage: Eukaryota; Heterolobosea; Eutetramitea; Acrasida; Naegleriidae
Exons: 3
Coding region: 1-1332 (443 amino acids)
Biological process (GO): zinc ion transport; transmembrane transport
Cellular component (GO): membrane
Molecular function (GO): monoatomic cation transmembrane transporter activity
Source: RefSeq, a predicted model, not a curated record